CCAGCGUGACGCUACUUGUGUGAUCCGAGAGUCCAAGCGUAAAUAAAUAUCAUGACUCAGCAACGUUGCCAUGACAACCAGCCCUCCCAGCAUCUGAACCGUCUGCUCCCUGUCACUCAUCCUUUCAUCGUCCAUUUGCCUCGUUCCUACCCCACAUCUUCUCCUUUCGUUCCGUCCUAAGUCAGCGUGUUUUUUUUUGGUUCUUGUUCUCGAGAUGGAUGGACAUGUAUCCGUUCUCUUGUCCCGCCAAUCUCUGAAAAUGUGGUUCAAAUAUCUACGUUUCCUACGCAUGCAUAUCCAGUUCAUAUUGAGUAUAACACGCGUCCUACGAGAGCUCGCUGUGCUAUUGAAUCGCCGCCAGCGGAACCCCAAACUCACUCAAGCCGAAUCCAUGGGAGCUUUUCUUGUGCGUGCUCUAGACUUUGUGUUGAAAUCUGCAACCAAACCUAAAUCCAAGCGAGCUAUUGCGCAAUGA
Molecule: messenger RNA, 475 nt
Organism: Periconia digitata
Lineage: Eukaryota; Fungi; Ascomycota; Dothideomycetes; Pleosporales; Periconiaceae
Source: the annotation of a GenBank genome assembly